AUGUGUCCACGCGCAGGAGGACGGGGAGCGGUGAGUUGCCAAGUGCUCUGCGGCCUCCGUCAAGUUGUCUUCGCUGGCCUAGUCCUCGUUUGGUUGACCGGUGGCGUGCAUGGAGGGACCGCGUGUGACGCUGUCGAGGGGUAUUAUGUGCCAAACGGGGAGGACUAUCGGGGGCACCUGAACGUGACGGAGACGGGGAUUCCAUGCCAGAAGUGGAGUGAGCAGGCUCCGCACCGGCACGACACACCCGUCCCAAACGUCUUGACGGGCGUGGGCGACCACAACUUUUGCCGAAAUCCCAAUGGACUCGAACAUCCCGGAUGCUUCACGAUGAACCCUUCCAUACGAUAUCAAUUUUGUGCCGUGGGACCGCCUUGUGGCUGGACGCCACCAGCGACGAUUUUACAGUUUAAGCCUCCGUCCGGCACGCACCUGCAAAUUGGUCAAACUGUGAAGAUCGUGUGCUACCCACGUCCUUGUCAAAUUUACUACACAUUGGACGGUUCCGUGCCUGCAACUGCAUCGGCUAUCCUGUAUGCACGGCCCAUAGUCGUGACUAGGAACACCACGGUGAAGGCUGUUUCCUUCUUUGGAGCAAACAACACCUUGCGGCGUGAAGCAUUUUACACAUUACCGCCACCCUCAGCUCCAAGAAGUGUAUACUUUAGUCCGUUGCCAUCGGAAGUGGUCCGUGGCCCUGUGUUGGUGCUUCUCAAGGGGUUAAACGUGAAUGAUACCGUCCUCAUUUUUAAAAAUGAGGCUCUUCGCGGGUCUCCGUACGAGGGUCCGUUUUGGUUGAAUGAGACCACAAACGUGACAGCUGUCAUCAAUGGGGAGCAUAUUGUGCGUGCGAGCUACGUCUUUGCGGCUACCGGCGUUCCUGUGGAGAUGUACCCGGUUUCAGGGAAAUACAUUGGCGGCGUCUCCUGUCUUGUGUACCAAGCAGGUCCUCAGGCAACCUAUGCCGUUUCAGUAAACCAUUCUGUUUGGCGGCAACUGACUAAAUUUGCUUUUAGUAUAGAUACUGUUGGUACCAACUUGGUGGAAGUAAGGUCGACCUCCUUGGGUGGUGUAGUAAAUCUUGUUUGGCGAACGUAUGAGGUUGUUGAGGCGACUCCUCCUCUGCUUUUGCCAGCGCCGGAUGCUGUCUACACCCAACCUAUUCGUGUGACAUGCAAGGAUCCCAUGGGGCGGGCACUGACGUUGGAGGAGGAAAACAAGAAGGAGUUUGGCUAUACUCUCCGGCUUGACGUCCCUGGCCGGUUUCCUGUCAACUGCACCUACGUAGACGAUCUGCAUCAUGCAAGGGCCCAACACGUUGUGUACGAACUUCAGUCCACGCCCCUACCGAGGCCGCUUUUGUUACCGGCUUGUGGCCGGACCUUCCCCAUGACGCCGCUUCUGCUUGUGCCGGCAAUAGUGCCUCCACCUGACGUGGGGGACGCGCGGGAUCCGUUGCGGCUGCGGCUGCAUGCGGCUUCCACAGGUGCCACACUCCAGAAACUGCUAGGCGGUCAUUCCUAUCUCCUCAGGACAACCCAGGCUGAGGCGACAAACGUCACGGUGACACUGUUCACCCGCUCCUCUCUUCCGUUGGAGGCGGACAGUCCACCUCUUAUUUGCCGGUACGAAGUGCUGCCGCUGGGUUCCUCUGCCACGCCGUGGUUUUUGGUCCGCCCUCCCCGCGAGGAUUAUUCUGGUUGGGUCAGUGGUUUGCUGCGGCAACUUGCCAGUUGCCUCUCCUUUGGCACGCAAGAACUUGUUUUUGCUGAGACGAUAGGGCCGUUUGUGAUGCUUCAGCUGCGGCGUCUACCGACUUUACUGCGCAUGGAGUACUACACUCGCACCGGUGACUGCCUGCGUGGGAGGUUGGGCUUGGCGGACCUUCGAAACGAAACCAGUGGGACAAUACAGCUGGCGCGCUGGUGGACCGCGCAGACGUCGUCGUCGAGCGCCACUACGGGUGCAGGGGUAACGGUUGUGGUGGAGGGUUGGGGGCUUGGCUCCGGCAGAUACCGUCUUGUGCGUCAAGAGUUUCCGUGCAACGAUCUCGGGGUACGCCACCUCGCGAGAGAAGCUCUGAAUUCUUCUUCGCUGCAGCUGUUGUUUGUCGUUGACACUCCAGGGAGCUACAAACUCUGUGCGUCGUUCAACGAUGCCUUUUACACGGUGCCCUCCAAUGGGCUUCUUCUUGUCAAUACAAGUCGUCUGCCGGUGCCGAACCCCGUGCCAUGUGGCGGCCCCUCCACAGGGCCGAUAAGUGCGACGGCGGAUCUGGACUCAAAAGGCAGUUAUUCAUAUCUCUUUGUUUCUAUCGACGCGGGCCUGUGGCAUCGUGUGGCAGCUGGUGCAGUCGUACACGUUGCCCGUUUAACCGCAUCUGUCACAUCUGCAACGCUGGCAGUGGCGACAGACCAACGCAGCGAGGCUUCCGCGGUGUGUGUCUUUUACCUUCCCCGUGGUGAGGUGCCCAAAAAGGUAACCUACAAAUGGGGUGUAACCUCAACGUAUGAGGGAAGGAGCAAUGUUGUCCUUGCCGUGAAUGGAAGCUUUGCUGGCGAGCGUCACGUGGAAUUGCGCGCGUAUAGGUCGCGCAGGAACGACACCAAUGAAUCUCCUCCAGCGAUGGGUGAACGCGUGCUCGAAGGGUCGGUGGCAGACGUUCCAUUCUUUACCUCAUUGGGGACACGCAUGGGCGCCUUUACGGUGUCGGAUCGUCUCUUGACGCUUGUCGGCGGCGCGGAGGAGUCCCCGGUUUUCGUUGUGGUCUCCAUUGAUGGUACUUCGCUGCAUGCAGAACCGCUCACCCUCGCCUUAUCCCCACUAGCUACUGCCAUGCAUUCCUGUGAGAACUGUACGAGUGGCUGGUGUUUUCGUGACCAGUGCGUUUGUAUUGGUGAAGCAAACCGCACGGCAUACUUUUGCGUGGAGAGAGCCUCGCCGCCCCCAACUCCCCACGCGGAUUCCUCUCGCUUUGGGUUGUUGUUGGUGUAUUUGCUGAUGUUGGGUGCGAUAUGCCUUUUAGUGGCCCUGGCCAUAUAUCGUGGGAAUAGGCUGCAUGCCAGCCAACAUGCGAGUGAGCGGGCGGUGGUGGAGUCGUAG
Molecule: messenger RNA, 3102 nt
Organism: Trypanosoma conorhini
Lineage: Eukaryota; Euglenozoa; Kinetoplastea; Trypanosomatida; Trypanosomatidae
Product: putative hepatocyte growth factor-like
Exons: 1
Coding region: 1-3102 (1033 amino acids)
Molecular function (GO): signaling receptor binding; endopeptidase activity
Source: RefSeq, a predicted model, not a curated record